Messenger RNA from Drosophila hydei, 1758 nucleotides. RefSeq names its product peptidyl-prolyl cis-trans isomerase CYP95. NCBI's taxonomy places the organism in Eukaryota, Metazoa, Arthropoda, Insecta, Diptera, Drosophilidae. Bases 108 to 1637 code for a protein of 509 amino acids. The transcript has a single exon. The record is from RefSeq and is a predicted model, not a curated record.
GUUGGCUGAGCCAGACCGAACCGAAGACUCGUUCCGCGUCGCGACUUUUUCGCUUGUAGAGUGUAGACUUUGCGCGGGCUGAAACCCCGGCACGAGCUGAAAGUACAAUGUCAUUUUUUCGCAACAUACGCUCCACGCUGGCCUCGUCCAGAAAGAGUUCAUCGCGCGAUACGACGCCCGUGCGCAGCUGCAGUUCUCGGCCAGCGAGUGUGAUUAGCUCGCGAAGGGAUUCCACAACGAGCUCAGGCUUACAGCGCGGCGACACCUUCAUACUGAAUGGCUCCGAUGAGGAGGAGCAGCAGCAGCGAGGCAACGAGUCCAACAGCAGCACGCUGGAAAAGAAGUCGAAGAAGUCGAAGGUGUUUAGCAAAUUUAGCACGUUCACGAAACGCAAGAAGCAGCCCUCGCCCGAGGAGCUGGCCAGCUAUGAGCACCAUCCAAGCGACACGGCCACAAAUACCUAUUACAAAUGGCGCAACGACGGCGAUCGCAUGCUCGACUACGAUGCGCAUGCAGAUCCGUUCAACUUUCUGUACGAGCAGCAGGGCAAGGGCAAGCAGGCGGCGACGUCUGCGGAUGCCGCAGCGAGCGGCAUGCAACGGCAGCCGAGUCUGGGCUCCAGCUCCAGCGGCAGCUUCGAUUCGAGCACCUAUCGCAAGAGCAAGACGCCAACGCAUCUGCGUGAGCAGUUGGAGCAGCUGAAAACCCACUCGAAUGACGAUUUGCUCGAGGAGGAGGAGCGCGAUAAAUACAAAACGGUCACCCUAAACAGCUUCCGCAAAUCGUUUCGCGAUCGCCUGCUGCAGCAGCAGCAACAGCAGCCACACAAUCCCGCCUGGUUCGUCGAGGUGCCCCCGCCGGCCGCUGCGCCGCAGGCCAGUAGCCAACGCAGCGCCUCCAAGGAGAAUCGUCCAGACUUUCUGGUCUUCGAUAACGAUAACUAUCGGCCGCAAUCGCGUUCGCCGCUGCGCGACCGACCCUCGCGCUCGGCCACCCGUUCGCCCGUCAAGCGCAACGAGACCUUUCGUGUGGCCCAGCCCAUGCUGCGUCGUAUGUCGCCGUCGCCCACGCCGCCCUCCUCAGCCAUACGCAUCGAGAUCAAGAAUUCCAUAUUGCCACACUCGCCGGGCAGGCUGGUGCCAGUGGGCGUGGCCAAGCCCAUGCCCACCACGGAGUAUUACGCACAGCGGCUGCUGGCGAGCAGCCUGGCCAGGCAAACGCCGCCGGCGAGCAAAUGGCGGCAACAAAGUCAGCAGCAACAACAGCAGCAGCCGCAGCAACAGUCGCCGCAGCAGCGCAGCGGGCGCUAUCAAACUCUGGUGCACAUUGGCAGCGAGCAGGGCAAACUGUCGCCGGCGCCCGCGCGAGGACGUGCACCCACCCGCGUACAGCUGUACGGCAGCAAGCCGAGCAGCCGACAGCCGCCAACGCCCACCUACUUUGGCGGCCACUAUAAUGCACCUGUGCCAGUCUCUGUGCGACCCCUGUCCAGCUCUAGGCAAAGUUCUGGGGGCGUGGGUGGCAAUUGGGGGCGUCGCGAACAGCAAUACCAGCAGCAGUCGUCGCCGCAGCCAAUGCCACGAGUCGCCCCCGCACGGCAACGCAAUCGCUCGCCAAUCAAGAUUCCAUGGCGUUAGAUCGAACACUCGACUGAUCCAGCUACAGCUAGAGCUGAGCGCGUGACACGAACACGAAACGAGACGAAGCUCUAAAGCAAACAAAAUAAAUAAGUCUAAAAUAAUAUAAAAUUAACUAAUA